Molecule: messenger RNA, 3132 nt
Organism: Osmia lignaria (orchard mason bee)
Lineage: Eukaryota; Metazoa; Arthropoda; Insecta; Hymenoptera; Megachilidae
Product: unc-112-related protein
Biological process (GO): integrin-mediated signaling pathway; cell-matrix adhesion
Cellular component (GO): cell-substrate junction
Molecular function (GO): integrin binding
Source: RefSeq, a predicted model, not a curated record
AGUGUAGCUGAGCCGAGCCGAGCCGAGUCGAGAGUGUAUGUAAGGCCAACACCAGUCGUGAAACCAGCUGUGGGAUCGGGGGGUUGCCGAUUGGAGCGCCUCCACACAGAAUUCGGAACGAAUUUGUAUGACUCCGAUUCGAGACAGCCAGUGUAUCGCAAGUGCUGCGUACACUUCGACGUAACGUGUUGCUCGAGAAUCGCGAGAUCUACUCGAGUGGUUCCCGUGUACAAUAAUUGAUCUUCUAUCGAUCGACGAUUAACGUUAAAGUGUAUUCGUGGCGGUGUCAAGUGCCGCGCAAGAAAUCAUGAUUUCUGCACGUUGAUAAACGAUCGUUCCAUUGCGCUCGAGUGUCCGGCACCGAAGGUGUACACGCGGCAGUUUUGUUUUUUCACUUUUCACUUUUCAACUCUCGAUCGGGAAACGAUGUAUUCCGACGGUCACGAAGUGGACGGUAGUUGGGUGUUGCGUGUCUACGUGACAGAUCUUCAAGUGGAGAGGAGCUUACGAGUAAAAGGAGAAUUGCACAUCGGCGGUGUCAUGCUACGACUGGUCGAGGAUCUCGACAUCGCCAUGGACUGGUCGGACCACGCGUUAUGGUGGCCCGACAGGAAUCAUUGGCUUACCAGAACGAGAAGCACGCUCGAUCAGUACGGCGUUGCCGCGGAUGCUGUUCUUCACUUCACGCCAAUGCACAAAACCCUGAGGGUACAGCUGCCGGAUAUGCGUUGCCUCGACUGCAAGGUCGACUUCUCCGUGAAAACGUUCAACGCCGUGAUCAAUCUCUGCAAAGAAUUAGGUAUCAGACACCCGGAGGAGCUGUCUUUCUGCAAGCCCCUCGAGCCGAAUCAUCUGAAAUACAAUCUGAAGGAUCUGCCGGCGAAGAAGAAGAUCGAGCACCAGAAAAACGGGCACUGGAACGUGCCGGCGGACACGAAUACCUUCAUUCCGGUGAGCCAGAGUCCCAGGGGAUCGACGGGUAGCCUGGACCAAAGCAGCCCUUUCAUGUGCGCUCCGGUCACACCCAACAACAGAAAUCACAGCACGCCGAUCAGCUCUCCAGUCUCGCAAACCGGUACCUGGAAGAGGAACAACAAUUCGUCUGGUUUUGGUAGCACCGGCUCUUUCAAUGCGAACAACAGUACAAUGAGUCUGGAGGCGUUGAACGGAGGACUGUCAGAGUCCUUGGCCCAAAGUCCGACCACGGUAUCACCGGAGGUACGGGCUAAAUUGAUAAGGCCGAAAAAUCUGGUCGAACGAGCCAGGAUGAACGUGGCCUGGCUCGAUUCCUCCCUGUCGAUCAUGGAACAAGGGAUCCGCGAAUUCGACACCCUACGAUUGAAGUUCAAGUUCUACUCGUUCUACGACCUGAAUCCGAAAACCGACGCCGUCAGGAUCAACAUGAUUUACGAGCAAGCCAAAUGGCAGCUGUUGGCUGAAGAGAUUGACUGCACCGAGGAGGAGAUGCUGAUGUUUGCCGCUCUUCAGGUGCAGGUGAAUCUUCAGGCUAGCGUGCCGCAGCCGAGUUACGACAGCAACGGCGCCUCCUCACCCGUCGAGGAUGACAUUGACGCAGCCUUGACGGAUCUCCAGGUGACCCUGGAAGGCAGCAACAUUAGCAACGGUCCAAGCGAUAUCACUCAGGUGCCGGAACUGUGCGACUACCUGCGCUUCUUGAAGCCGAAACGUUUCACCCUGAAGGCGUUCAAACGCUACUGGGUCACGUGCAGGGACCUUCACCUGAGGCUGUACAAGAGCCGGGAGGAGACGAACAGCAGCGAGUCACCUGCCUACGUGAUCAAUCUGCGUGGUUGCGAGGUCACGCCUGAUGUCCAUCUAUCGCAAGGCCGCUACGGGAUCAGACUCGAGGUGCCCAGUGCUGAGGGCAUGACCGAGAUGUGGAUCAGAUGCGACAACGAACAACAAUACGCCAAAUGGAUGGCAGCCUGCAGAUUAGCGGCCAAAGGACGUUCCCUUGCUGAUGCAUCGUACGAGAGCGAAGUAAACAGCAUCACAGCAUUCUUGCAAUUGCAGAGGCCUGCACCUGCACCAGCGAUCAGUCCAAAUUCUCUCGACAUCGUCCCGGAUGACUAUGUCGCCCCUAGAUUCGUGAAGAAGUUCAAAGGAAAGUUGGUUCAGAGGAUCCUGGAGGCACACACGAACGUCAAGGAUCUCCCGUUGGUCGAGGCUAAAUUGAGUUACAUAAAAGCUUGGCAAUCUUUGCCCGAGUACGGGAUUUCGUUAUUCGUGGUCAGAUUCACUGGAAAAAGUAAAGAUGAAUUGUUGGGCAUCGCUAAUAAUAGGCUGAUGCGAAUGGAACUUCACAGUGGUGAUCAUUUGAAAACUUGGAGAUACAACACGAUGAAGGCAUGGAACGUUAACUGGGAGGUGAAGCACAUGAUGGUUCAGUUCGAGGAAGAAAACAUUAUCUUCGAGUGUCAAUCAGCGGACUGUAAGGUCGUACACGAGUUCAUCGGAGGUUACAUAUUCCUGUCGAUGCGAUCGAAGGAGGCGAAUCAAACGUUGAACGAAGAGAUGUUCCAUAAACUUACAGGGGGAUGGGUUUAAGAAACCGUGAUGCAUCUAUGAGGAAAAAUAUAGAUGAAAAGUGUACUUUGCCUUGAUCUGAAAAAGCAGCACCACGCGUUGGUUGACAAUUUUGUAAAAAUACUUAAUUCUAUAGACGAACUUAUAUUGUAUUUUGUAAAUAGGAAAUUGUAUCGCCUGUAUACAACUGCCUGUCCAGCUCGUAAAGGGGUACGACUUUUUAUCUCACCUUAGGAAAUAACUCGUUCUUAGCGAAUUUAUCGUUCAUUCAACAUGCAAUCUUUCGAGGGUGAUUAAUCAUGAACCUGCGAAGACAAUAUGUGUAAAGCGAUACACGACUUGUACAUGAUGCAGAAGUGUUUUUAUCCGCUAAAGCCUUUAUAAUGGGAUACAAAUGUAAUUGUAUUUUGUAAUGGUGAGAAACACGCACAGCACAAUCGACCCAGGACAGAGCAAACCGCGCCCUUUUGUACACGCGAGGCCGUUGAUUAAGGUCAUGAACGAACGAAUAUUUUCACAGUGACAAGCAUGUUCUUUGAGCUAUCCUGUAGACUCAUCUUCACUGACAAUCUUUCUUUUUUUUUU